ACGCUCCAAUCGGGUUGGAACAUCGUUGAGCACGGUUGUCUUCCUGACUUGAUUGCAAGCGUCUUCAAUCGUGGUGGCAGACGUAGACGCAGCUGGGUGGCAGUGGACGUUGUUUUUUGUGUUGGAAGGGCGUAAUGGAGGGCUGCGAUGGGGAUGGCCGUGCUGUGCUGUCGAGGAUGAAGAAGACAACUGUCACGGCGGCUGCGGUUGACGUUUGUUCGUCGAUUCCAAGUGGAGAGGGUGGCUGGGCGCAUGAAGGCAACGCUUUCGAGGCGGCGGCAGAGGCUUCUACUGCAGAGGGUGUUGGACACCCCAGACUGCAUUACCACUUCGGAGGCCCUGGUUCAGCUGUGCGCUGCAAUCGGGUAAGGUGUGCUUCCUCCGGCGAUGCCACGUUGGUGGAUAAGGCGGAGAGCUGUCGGGACUUGGGAGGAUUUGCAGGUGUGACGUUUUACGGGGAGCCACUUGAGACGGAGCAGAUCGUCGCGUACACGCUAUACAGGUGGGCUACAGGAGAGUCGUACGACAACAGCACAUCAUCCUUCGGCAUGGGCAGGGCUUCCGGAGUUCGAGCCGUGUGCAAUGUGACAACCGCUAUGUUGAGGGUGUACGGGGACAAGAUAUCGUGGCCGACAGGGGUGCGGAAACACGUCGUGCUACGGGCGUUUCUGGACAAGGGUUUUCCCAUCUGCCAUGGCGCAGUUGACUGCACACACAUCUACGUGGACAAACCGGCGAACGCACCGAGCGAGAACUACUUCGACUGCAAGCACCGUUUCUCCGUCAUUGUGCAGGUGGUGGUUGACCUGGAUCAGCGCGUGCUUGACGCGUUCGUUGGAUAUCCGGGGAACUGCCACGACAUUAGGGUGAUCCAGCUGUCAAGUCUGUCCGGGCGCGUGGAAGAGGGAAUGUUGUUUCGUGGGCCGCCUGUCACGCUGCCAGGAGGGGUGAGGACGAACGGAUACAUCUUGGGCGACAACGGGUAUCCUCCUUCUGAAUGGGUGGUGGUUCUAUAUAGAGGAAUCAAUCAGCACCCAGACGAGGAAAGGUUCGACACGAAGCAGAAGGUCGCAAGAUUGGUUGUGGAGAGGGCGUUCGGGAGGUUGAAGGGGAUGUGGAGGCUCUUCCUGCGGACGCACAAGACGAACCUCGACACUCUACCGCAACAGUUCACGGUCGUCUGCAUUCUCCACAACAUCCUGCUCGACACUGGUAUCGAGUUUGACGAGAAUCUGUUGUGGGAGGUCGACGAGAAUGGGGUGAGGCGCCGACUGGACCUGGGGAUUCAUCAUCCCCCGCAGCCAGUGACGAUGUUGACUUCGACGCAUGCGGCACACACGCUCCACAAUGCGUUGGCGGAACGAAUGAAACACAUGUGAUCCUGCCUACCGCCUGCCUAUUUCUCUCAUAGAAGACUUCUUCGUUGACGUCGUGUUCCGCCAUCGUCGAUUCACACCGCUUGCGUCUUUCGCUGACGCUUGCAAUUGCUUCGGAGGGUUUGCCGUCGCGGACAGGUUGUUUUUAGGUGUUUGUUGUUGUAGUCGACAGUAGACUGCUUAUCCAGUUCGUCGAUCAUUGGCAGUGACGCGGCUUCAUUGUCGUUGUAGUCGCCGCAACGGUAGUGUGGUUGUUGUUUCGGACUUCCUUGUUGUUUUAGUGGGGGGGGGGAAAGGCGGGAGGUGAGGGGCGCCACGAAGCACAUCACCCGCCGCUGUUUUGCAUGCGCUUUACAGCGCUGUUUCUCUUCGUGCGUCCGACUGCUAUUCUUUUUUCGAGAACACAUGUUUUUAUCGAGUACAUGAAACGCCUGUCAUGUAUGUCGUCUGCACUUCUCUACGUUUGAUAAAGUCAGUUAGUGAAG
Molecule: messenger RNA, 1861 nt
Organism: Chara braunii
Lineage: Eukaryota; Viridiplantae; Streptophyta; Charophyceae; Charales; Characeae
Source: the annotation of a GenBank genome assembly